AUGCUUCCCAAGGCAACUGCAGUCUCAAUAGCAAAUGACAUCCUCUUUGACAUCCUUUUGAGGAUGCCAGGGAGGGCCCUCCGCCGGUUCCAAUGCGUGUCCAAGCAGUGGUGUGCCCUCCUCUCUGACCCGGCCUUCCUCGCCGCACACAAGUCUCGCCGCCCCGACCUGCUCCUCGUCGACACCGGCUACUUUCGAGGAUACAAUGAACCUGAUUUGCGGCUCAGGGAUCUCAGCGGCAAUGUUGUUAGAGUGAUCGAAGGCGUCGGUGGAUCGGACAUCCUUCCCGCGACAAGCCUCGACGCCGGACUAGUGUGUGUCCUCGACCAUCCUUGCAAAGGUGUCCAUGUGGUUGAUUUGGCCACGGGGAAGGUGCUCUUGUCCAUCUCGGGACUACAAGUGAAAAGGCAACAACAUGAAUUUGCCAGAUGUCAGUAUGAAACCAUCGGCAUCGGCCGUACCGCCUCCUCUUGUGUAUACAAGGUGGUCCGGCUCGUCCGAGGUGAUACCUGUCAAGUUCUCACAUUAGGUGCCGACACAAGAUGGAGAAGGAGGAAGACACGCCCCACCAACAAGUAUUUCCUCGAUCGCUAUUAUUCUCCAAUCACUAUUGAUGGUGUCAUGUACUUCUUGACCGAAGGGGCAUCUGGCACCUUGCUUUGCUUUGACCUCGAAAAAGAGCAAUGGAAGGUCAACCCGAUCGAAGGUCCAUCGGAGUUUGUUGGUGCCAAGAGGUGGAGUACAAUUUCAGUCUACAUAACAGAGCUCAACGGUUUUCUUUGUUUGGUCCAAGAGGAGUAUGACAACGUGCGUAUGUUUCCAAAUUCACAUAAUUCAUCCACCAACAUAUGGAUCAUGCAUGAUUGUGGUAAAGGUAACUGGACCAAAGUGUACACAAUCCCAAUGAGCGUAUUCGGGUAUCGUUAUGCGCCUUAUCGUUGUAUGCCUUUAAGGGUGAUGCAUGGUGGCGAAAAGUUGCUUAUAGAAUAUGUUCCUAGAUACUACUACUACAUGGAAAGGAAAGCAUCCUUUGGACUCUAUGAUCCUCACACCAAGACAUGCACGGACAUUCUGCCGGACUAUCUCCCCGAAAAGAAUUUUCUCUGCAAACUGCAGUUAGAACACCUUGCGUCGUCUGUCAAUAAUUAA
Messenger RNA from Lolium perenne, 1149 nucleotides. RefSeq names its product putative F-box protein At5g62060. Gene Ontology annotation, molecular function: protein binding. NCBI's taxonomy places the organism in Eukaryota, Viridiplantae, Streptophyta, Magnoliopsida, Poales, Poaceae. The record is from RefSeq and is a predicted model, not a curated record.